Pyrus x bretschneideri (Chinese white pear) is the source of this 1891-nucleotide messenger RNA. Its product is annotated as disease resistance protein RUN1-like. The record is from RefSeq and is a predicted model, not a curated record. NCBI's taxonomy places the organism in Eukaryota, Viridiplantae, Streptophyta, Magnoliopsida, Rosales, Rosaceae. The transcript has 2 exons. Gene Ontology annotation, molecular function: ADP binding. Bases 131 to 1768 code for a protein of 545 amino acids. Gene Ontology annotation, biological process: signal transduction; defense response.
UUUAAAGCUGUGGAUGGAAAAAACACUUACCCUUCGUGAUUUAGGGAGACUGAAGGGUCACUGAUGCGAGUAGUUGACAUGGUAUUUGCUGAUCAUCUGGGAAAACCACAAGCUCUGUCGACAACAAUCAAUGGACACUACCAUCACAGCCGUUGAUCCCUCCUCUGUAUCUUCACCCUCUUCCUCGAAACAAUGGAAGUACGACGUGUUCUUGAGCUUUAGAGGCGAAGACACGCGCCGGACCUUCACCGACAACCUUUACUGGACAUUAAAAGACAACAUAGUCAACGUCUUCAUUGACGAGAACGAACUUCCAAGAGGAGAAAACAUAACAGAUGAACUGGUGGAAGCGAUCAGACUGUCAAGGAUGUCCGUCGUCAUCUUCUCGAAACGGUACGCGGAAUCCCGAUGGUGCCUUGAGGAGCUGGAGAAGAUCAUGGAGUGCAGAAGAACGCUUGGGCAAAUUGUUCUGCCAAUAUUCUACAACGUCGAUCCGACGGAUGUUAGGAACCAGACUGGUACUGUUGCAGAAGCAUUUCAGAAGCAUGCAGAGCGCUUCCAUGGAGAUACAGAUAAAGUCCAGAGGUGGAGAUCUGCUUUUACUGAAGCUGCAAAUUUGUGUGGUGGGAACCUUAGAAACACUGAUGGGUACGAAGGUAAGUUUAUAAGGAAAAUUGUCAACGACAUCACCAGAAAACUGAAAAACACAUACUUAAACGUGGCUGCCAAAGAAAUUGGAAUAGAUUCUAGAGUGCAAGAAAUCAUCAAUGAUUUAGAUGUUGGAGGAUCAGAUGAUGUCCGCAUUGUUGGAAUUUUGGGCAUGGUUGGAACGGGGAAGACAACGGUUGCAAAAUCCAUUUUCAACAGAGUUCAUCAAAGCUUUGAAGGUAAAAGUUUCCUUUCAAAAGUGAGGGAAGAGAGUGUGGUUAAACUGCAAAACCAACUUCUUUGUGAUAUCUUGAAACCGGCCAACAUAGAGGUAAGUAGUGUGGAUCAAGGAACCAAGGAGAUACAAAAAAGACUUGGCGGCAUAAAGGUACUUGUCAUAAUUGAUGACAUAGACUCUGUUGAUCAACUAGAAGAGUUAGCUAUUAAACACGAGUCGUUUGGUCGAGGGAGUAGAAUUAUUGUAACAACAAGAGAUGAACAACUGCUAAAGUUCAUUAGAGUCGAUAAGACGUGUUUGGCACAAACAAUGAAUAAUGAAGAAGCUCUUCAGCUUCUUAGUUGGCGUGCCUUCAGGAAGAGUCAUCCUAACGAUGAUGAAUAUCUCGAACUCGCAAAUAAGGUUGUUGAUUACUGUGGAGGGUUGCCACUAGCGCUUGAAGUUUUAGGUUCUUAUCUAAGUUCAAAAACCAAAAGAGAAUGGAGAAGUGCACUGCGCAAAUUGAAAAGAAAGCCUCACGGGAAGAUUUAUGAAAAGCUUAAAAUGAGCUACGAUGGGCUAAUUGACGAUGACGUGAAGGCUAUAUUCCUUGACAUAUCUUGUUUCUUUAUUGGAAUGAACAAGGACUAUGUCAUGACAAUAUUAGAUGGCUGUGACUUUGACCCAGAUAUAGGAAUUGGAGAACUCCAUGAUCGGUGCCUUGUAACUGUUGAUGAAGGAAACAACCUUAUAAUGCAUGAUUUGCUUCGAGAUAUGGGUAGAGAAAUUGUACGUGCAAAAUCUCCUACCAUCACUGGAAAACGUUGUAGAUUGUGGGACCAGGACGAUGUAAAAGACGUAUUGAGUAACAUAUCUGUAAGUACAUUUGCAAUCAAAUUGUAGUAUAAGAAUGUAUGCAAUGAAAGAUAAGUGUAUGCAUAUCCCACAUACAAAUAACCCUUUUCAUAUUUACUUCUUACUUGAUGGAUCCAAUUCAUGGCUUUGCUUCAUGUGUAUAAAUCGUCU